Balaenoptera acutorostrata (minke whale) is the source of this 7699-nucleotide messenger RNA. It is a transcript of the gene PTPRD, whose product is annotated as protein tyrosine phosphatase receptor type D. Lineage: Eukaryota; Metazoa; Chordata; Mammalia; Artiodactyla; Balaenopteridae. Bases 397 to 6120 code for a protein of 1907 amino acids. The record is from RefSeq and is a predicted model, not a curated record. The transcript has 34 exons. Gene Ontology annotation, molecular function: protein tyrosine phosphatase activity; protein binding. Gene Ontology annotation, biological process: protein dephosphorylation.
GGGACGCGCUCCUUUGGAUGCUGGAUUUCGGGGUUUUGGACUCACUCGCUGACUCUCCUCCACUUCCUCGCUCUGGACUGGGCUGGCCGCGCGAGGACCGGGCGGCGGCAGCCACUGGGGGGAUUCCCGCGGCGGGGGCCGCAGCUGCGCGGGAUUCAAUCGGCCGCCCGGACUCCGGCGGCUCGGGCAGGCGUGGGCUGCGCGGCCGUGGAGGGGCGUGAAGGCGCUGGAGCAAAGUGCUGGUGGCGGCGCGGGAGGCGGUGGCGGAGGCUGCCCGGAGCCAACAUGACCAGGCUCUGAAAGUGUUCCAGCUGAAAGUUCACAUCGGUGCGGCUCGCUGCGGCUUCCGAGGCAGUGACUCCAGGCUGCCCGUGGGCGCUGGUGCCGGGCUGCAGGAUGGUGCGCGUAGCCAGGCCGCUGCUGCUGCUGCUGCUUGCCGUCUUCCUCCACGCGGAUGCUGAGACACCUCCAAGGUUUACACGAACUCCCGUUGACCAGACAGGGGUCUCUGGUGGAGUUGCCUCUUUCAUUUGCCAAGCGACAGGAGACCCAAGACCUAAAAUUGUCUGGAACAAAAAAGGAAAGAAAGUCAGCAAUCAGAGAUUUGAGGUAAUAGAGUUUGACGAUGGAUCUGGAUCAGUUCUCAGAAUACAACCCUUACGGACUCCGCGAGAUGAGGCAAUUUAUGAAUGUGUGGCCUCGAAUAACGUGGGAGAAAUAAGUGUAUCUACCAGACUCACUGUUUUACGUGAGGAUCAAAUUCCCAGGGGCUUCCCUACCAUUGACAUGGGCCCACAGUUGAAGGUGGUUGAGCGUACACGCACUGCCACCAUGCUUUGUGCAGCCAGUGGGAAUCCGGAUCCAGAAAUCACUUGGUUCAAAGAUUUCUUACCUGUCGACACAAGCAACAACAAUGGCCGUAUUAAGCAGUUACGAUCAGGUGGUACACCAAUAAGAGGAGCCCUUCAGAUCGAACAGAGUGAAGAAUCUGACCAAGGAAAAUAUGAGUGUGUUGCCACCAACAGCGCGGGCACUCGCUAUUCUGCCCCUGCCAAUUUAUAUGUCAGAGUUCGCCGUGUCCCACCAAGAUUCUCUAUCCCACCCACUAAUCACGAAAUCAUGCCAGGUGGAAGUGUUAAUAUCACCUGUGUCGCUGUGGGGUCACCAAUGCCUUAUGUGAAGUGGAUGUUGGGGGCAGAAGAUCUGACACCUGAAGAUGAUAUGCCAAUAGGAAGAAAUGUCCUAGAACUGAAUGAUGUAAGACAGUCAGCAAAUUAUACCUGUGUUGCUAUGUCGACACUGGGUGUCAUUGAAGCAAUAGCCCAGAUCACUGUCAAAGCCUUACCCAAACCUCCAGGAACUCCUGUCGUGACUGAGAGCACAGCUACAAGCAUCACACUGACAUGGGACUCUGGGAACCCUGAGCCUGUCUCUUACUACAUCAUUCAGCAUAAACCUAAAAAUUCUGAAGAACCUUACAAAGAAAUUGAUGGGGUGGCGACCACACGCUACAGUGUCGCUGGACUAAGUCCCUACUCAGAUUACGAAUUCAGGGUUGUUGCUGUCAAUAACAUUGGGCGGGGGCCUCCCAGUGAGCCCGUGCUAACACAGACCUCAGAGCAAGCGCCGUCCAGUGCCCCCAGGGAUGUCCAGGCGCGGAUGUUGAGUUCAACCACCAUUUUGGUACAGUGGAAGGAACCUGAAGAGCCAAAUGGACAGAUUCAAGGAUACCGAGUUUAUUAUACAAUGGAUCCCACUCAGCAUGUUAACAACUGGAUGAAACACAAUGUAGCUGACAGCCAAAUCACUACUAUUGGCAACUUAGUGCCCCAGAAAACGUAUUCUGUCAAAGUCCUGGCUUUUACCUCAAUUGGAGAUGGUCCUCUUUCAAGUGACAUACAAGUCAUCACUCAGACAGGAGUGCCAGGGCAGCCACUAAACUUCAAGGCAGAACCUGAAUCCGAAACAAGUAUUUUGCUCUCUUGGACGCCUCCACGUUCAGACACCAUCGCCAACUAUGAACUGGUCUACAAAGAUGGGGAGCAUGGAAAGGAGCAACGGAUUACCAUUGAGCCAGGGACAUCUUAUAGGCUGCAAGGGCUGAGACCAAACAGCUUGUACUACUUCCGUCUGGCUGCACGCUCUCCCCAAGGCCUGGGUGCUUCCACAGCUGAAAUAUCAGCCAGAACCAUGCAGUCAAAGCCGUCAGCUCCUCCUCAAGACAUUAGUUGCACCAGCCCAAGUUCCACUAGUAUUUUGGUAAGUUGGCAACCUCCACCAGUGGAAAAACAGAAUGGCAUUAUUACUGAAUACUCCAUCAAGUACACCGCAGUGGAUGGAGAAGAUGACAAACCUCAUGAGAUUUUGGGAAUUCCUUCGGACACUACCAAAUACCUUUUGGAACAGCUGGAAAAAUGGACUGAGUACCGGAUCACUGUGACAGCCCACACAGAUGUCGGCCCUGGCCCUGAGAGCUUGUCCGUGUUGAUUCGAACCGAUGAAGAUGUUCCUAGUGGUCCUCCUCGCAAAGUCGAGGUAGAGGCUGUCAACUCAACAUCUGUUAAAGUCUCAUGGCGCUCACCUGUGCCCAAUAAACAGCAUGGCCAGAUAAGAGGAUACCAGGUGCAUUAUGUGAGGAUGGAAAAUGGUGAACCCAAGGGCCAGCCCAUGCUGAAGGAUGUCAUGCUGGCUGACGCACAGUGGGAAUUUGAUGAUACUACUGAACAUGACAUGAUUAUUUCUGGGCUACAGCCUGAAACUUCCUACUCCCUCACUGUCACAGCCUACACCACCAAAGGAGAUGGAGCUCGCAGCAAACCCAAACUGGUGUCCACCACUGGGGCAGUUCCAGGGAAACCCCGGCUUGUGAUUAACCACACUCAGAUGAACACCGCUCUCGUUCAGUGGCGCCCCCCUGUGGACACGUUUGGAGCCCUCCAGGGCUACCGUCUAAAAUUUGGCCGGAAGGAUAUGGAGCCAAUCACUACUCUUGAGUUCUCCGAAAAAGAAGAUCACUUCACGGCGACAGACAUCCACAAAGGAGCAUCGUACAUCUUCAGGCUCUCAGCCAGAAACAAAGUGGGCUUUGGGGAGGAGAUGGUGAAGGAGAUUUCUGUUCCAGAAGAAGUCCCAACUGGAUUCCCUCAAAACCUCCACUCAGAAGGCAGCACGUCAACCUCUGUCCAGUUAUCUUGGCAGCCGCCUGUCCUGGCAGAGAGAAAUGGCAUUAUCACCAAGUACACCCUUCUGUACAGGGAUAUCAAUAUCCCUCUUCUUCCAAUGGAGCAGCUCAUUGUCCCAGCUGACACCACUCUGACACUCAGUGGCUUAAAACCAGAUACCACAUAUGAUGUAAAAGUACGUGCUCACACGAGCAAAGGCCCCGGGCCGUAUAGUCCCAGUGUCCAGUUCAGGACACUGCCUGUGGAUCAAGCAGUGUUUGCAAAAAAUUUUCAUGUCAAAGCAGUAAUGAAGACUUCAGUGCUACUGUCUUGGGAGAUUCCAGAGAAUUAUAAUUCUGCCAUGCCUUUCAAAAUUCUUUAUGAUGAUGGGAAAAUGGUAGAAGAAGUGGAUGGCCGAGCUACCCAGAAGUUAAUUGUCAACCUGAAGCCUGAGAAGUCAUAUUCAUUUGUGCUGACAAAUCGUGGCAACAGUGCUGGGGGGCUGCAGCACAGGGUAACCGCAAAGACUGCACCAGAUGUUCUACGUACCAAGCCUGCCUUCAUUGGGAAGACCAACUUGGAUGGCAUGAUUACCGUGCAACUGCCCGAAGUACCUGCAAAUGAGAAUAUAAAAGGUUACUACAUAAUAAUCGUGCCUUUGAAGAAAUCUCGUGGGAAAUUUAUCAAGCCGUGGGAUAGUCCAGAUGAAAUGGAAUUAGAUGAGCUGCUUAAAGAGAUAUCUAGGAAACGCAGAAGCAUCCGUUAUGGGAGAGAAGUUGAAUUGAAGCCAUAUAUUGCCGCUCACUUUGAUGUCCUUCCCACUGAGUUCACCCUGGGGGAUGACAAACAUUAUGGUGGAUUUACAAACAAGCAACUCCAAAGUGGUCAAGAAUAUGUCUUCUUUGUGUUAGCAGUGAUGGAACACGCAGAGUCUAAGAUGUAUGCAACCAGCCCUUACUCUGAUCCCGUUGUGUCAAUGGAUUUGGAUCCACAGCCAAUCACAGAUGAGGAAGAAGGCUUGAUCUGGGUUGUAGGUCCUGUCCUUGCAGUGGUCUUUAUCAUCUGCAUUGUCAUAGCUAUUCUUCUUUAUAAAAGGAAGAGGGCAGAGUCUGAUUCUAGAAAGAGCAGCAUACCAAACAGUAAGGAGGUCCCUUCACACCAUCCAACAGACCCAGUAGAACUGAGGCGCCUUAAUUUCCAAACACCAGGUAUGGCUAGCCAUCCUCCAAUACCUAUCUUGGAACUCGCAGAUCACAUUGAAAGGUUAAAAGCAAAUGACAACUUGAAGUUUUCCCAGGAAUAUGAGUCAAUUGACCCUGGCCAGCAGUUCACAUGGGAACAUUCAAACUUGGAAGUAAACAAACCAAAGAACAGAUAUGCAAAUGUAAUCGCAUAUGAUCAUUCCCGAGUUCUCCUAUCAGCAAUAGAAGGAAUCCCAGGAAGUGACUAUGUGAAUGCUAACUACAUAGAUGGCUAUAGGAAACAAAAUGCCUAUAUUGCAACACAGGGAUCUCUCCCCGAAACAUUUGGGGACUUUUGGAGAAUGAUAUGGGAACAACGGAGUGCCACAGUUGUUAUGAUGACAAAACUAGAAGAACGAUCCAGGGUGAAGUGUGACCAGUAUUGGCCCAGUAGAGGCACAGAAACCCAUGGGCUUGUCCAAGUGACGCUGCUAGAUACCGUGGAGCUGGCCACGUAUUGUGUUCGAACGUUUGCACUUUACAAGAACGGUUCAAGUGAGAAGAGAGAAGUAAGACAAUUCCAGUUCACCGCCUGGCCUGAUCACGGUGUUCCAGAACACCCAACACCUUUUCUAGCUUUCUUACGGAGAGUCAAAACCUGUAACCCUCCUGAUGCAGGUCCGAUGGUUGUGCACUGCAGCGCGGGCGUUGGCCGGACUGGCUGUUUCAUUGUGAUAGACGCCAUGUUAGAAAGAAUAAAGCAUGAAAAAACUGUAGAUAUUUACGGCCAUGUAACUUUAAUGAGAGCCCAGAGGAAUUACAUGGUUCAGACAGAAGACCAGUACAUCUUCAUCCACGAUGCAUUGUCGGAGGCAGUGACUUGCGGGGAUACCGAAGUGCCGGCUAGAAACUUGUACGCCUACAUUCAGAAGCUGACACAAAGAGAAACAGGAGAGAAUGUCACAGGGAUGGAGCUCGAAUUUAAGCGUCUAGCCAGUUCUAAAGCUCACACCUCAAGAUUCAUCAGUGCCAAUCUUCCAUGUAAUAAAUUCAAAAAUCGCCUUGUUAAUAUUAUGCCAUAUGAAUCCACAAGGGUAUGCCUGCAGCCUAUCCGAGGAGUAGAAGGAUCUGAUUACAUCAAUGCCAGUUUUAUUGAUGGAUACAGACAACAGAAAGCUUACAUCGCUACCCAGGGGCCCUUGGCAGAGACCACCGAAGACUUCUGGCGGAUGCUCUGGGAGCACAAUUCCACCAUCGUUGUGAUGCUCACCAAGCUGCGUGAGAUGGGCAGAGAGAAGUGUCACCAGUACUGGCCAGCAGAACGAUCUGCAAGAUACCAGUACUUUGUUGUAGAUCCCAUGGCUGAGUACAACAUGCCACAAUAUAUACUAAGAGAAUUCAAGGUCACAGAUGCCAGGGACGGGCAGUCCCGAACGGUGAGGCAGUUCCAGUUCACUGACUGGCCAGAGCAAGGAGUGCCAAAGUCUGGAGAAGGAUUUAUUGACUUCAUUGGCCAAGUCCAUAAAACAAAAGAGCAGUUUGGCCAAGAUGGACCCAUUUCAGUCCAUUGCAGUGCGGGCGUUGGAAGAACUGGAGUCUUCAUAACACUAAGCAUUGUUUUGGAAAGAAUGAGAUAUGAAGGAGUAGUAGAUAUCUUCCAGACUGUCAAAAUGUUAAGAACGCAACGACCAGCCAUGGUGCAGACAGAGGAUCAGUAUCAGUUCUGCUAUCGAGCCGCACUAGAGUACCUGGGCAGCUUUGAUCACUAUGCAACGUAGAAACCCCUGACCCACUUUGGAUUUUUACUGCAAGCCCUUCAAUAUCCAUGGAGUCUCUUCUGAGCCAUACAGGGCAUUUGAGAAGUCCUUCUUAACUUCUAGCUAACAACCACUUAGUGGGACUAUCACACACAAAACAAAUUUAAAAAAACAAACUCUUCUGGGUGGACCAAGAAUUCACAGUUUAAUAAUCUAACCUGAAAAAUAAUAAAGAGAGUCCUGACUGAUGAGGCAUCUGAAGGAUUUUAUUUACAGAUACCUCAAGGAUUCAAAAUAAAGGGAAGAAGAAAUCACAGCAAAGAACCGCCAUCUUGUUCAGGAUUGCUUGAUGGGUGCAAAGAGAAAUGGCCUGAGUGCAGCAGUUCAGGGCAAGAUCUUUGCUGGCUUCUCAUGACAAAAUGGACUUUGCUUUGACAUUGCCCCUUCCCACCAUACUACUCAUGAUAACAUUUUAGGGGGAAAGGGGGUGGGGAAUGUUUAAAAAGAAAGUCUUUGAUUUAGUUUUUUAGUAUUGUAAAGAUACUGCUGACCUGUGCUUCAUUUUUAACUGUGUAAACUUUUUUUUUAACAAAAUGUAUCAUUCGAUAAAGUGAAUUUUAAAAAAGUUACAUAACUCUUCAUUUUUUAUUUCCAAAUUGUAGGUUUUUUUAAGCUGUAGAACUGUUAUCUGUGAUACCUUGCUGUAGAAAUAUCAAAUAAUUGGAAAAUUUGCACAUUUUUGUGCAAUACUCUUAAUCUACAGUCUUGGUCUCGUCUGGUAUUACUUUUACACUUCUGUCUGGUUUUUGUUGCUGAGAAAGUACCCAUUUUCUUCAAAUAAUAAAGAGAACUUUGUUUUGUUAUUUGGAAUCAACAGGGAGGCGCAAAGUAUAAAGUUGCUGCUAACAUAUAUACAUAUAUAUCCAUAUUUUAUAGGGGUGUCUAUGUAUAUAUAGAUAGUGUGUCCACACAAAAAGAUAGAUAUAGCUAUCAUUCAGUUCUUCCAUGAUUUAGUUUUUAAAUUUUUUAAGGUAGAGAAGCUACUGUAACAUCUUUUACAAUUUGUUAUUAAUUUUAUGACAUACUGAUAUUUCUCAAUAUCACAAAAUUUUAAUUUUUAAGGGAAAUGAGGAAUGCACAUCAGUGAUUGUCAAACCUCACCCCCUUAAUUUCCUACCCAAUCUCCCCCCACCCCCCUAAUCAUAUUCACAAAUACUAUUUUGUUAGCCAGGCUUCCAACAAAGUUCAAUAUUUCUAACACUCUAGUGCAAUAAAACAUUAUUAAAUAUCUAAGAGGUGUGCAUGUGGGAAAGGUCAGUGCAUAUCCCUUUAGGAGGAGAGAAUGUUGUAAUAUAUCAGCUAUCAAGAUGUUUAAAAAACAGUGUAUUCAAUCGUAUAUUGUCUAUAGUAUGUGCUAUGAAAUUUGCAUUUAUGAUAUGUAACAGGGGCAAAGCCAAACUCAUGUUACUCUGUUCAGUCGGAAACAUUUUUUGUGGCAUACAGCAUUCCUGGGAAGUGCUGUACUUUGUUUUCUUUUGGUUUUAGUUUUGCAUUUAGAGUGCCUUAUAAUUGAUGCCUAUUUUAAUAGCAUUUCUUUUCA